Lucilia cuprina (Australian sheep blowfly) is the source of this 585-nucleotide messenger RNA. Its product is annotated as disintegrin and metalloproteinase domain-containing protein 10 homolog. Gene Ontology annotation, cellular component: plasma membrane. Lineage: Eukaryota; Metazoa; Arthropoda; Insecta; Diptera; Calliphoridae. The transcript has 3 exons. Bases 1 to 585 code for a protein of 194 amino acids. Gene Ontology annotation, biological process: membrane protein ectodomain proteolysis; Notch signaling pathway. The record is from RefSeq and is a predicted model, not a curated record. Gene Ontology annotation, molecular function: metalloendopeptidase activity.
AUGAUUCAUGAUCGUAGUCAUAAAUAUGAAAGGGAUAUUAAGACGCGCGAGGAAAUCACAUCGCUAAUAGCACAUCACGUUACGGCUGUUAAUUACAUUUACCGCAAUACGAAAUUCGAUGGACGUACCGAACAUCGAAAUAUACGUUUUGAGGUGCAGCGCAUUAAAAUUGAUGAUGAUUCCGCCUGCCGCACUACCUACAAUGGCCCCCAUAAUGCUUUUUGUAAUGAACAUAUGGAUGUUUCGAAUUUUCUUAAUUUACAUUCCCUUGAGGAUCAUUCAGACUUUUGUUUGGCUUAUGUUUUCACCUACAGAGAUUUUACCGGCGGCACUUUGGGUUUAGCCUGGGUAGCUAGUGCCUCGGGAGCUUCUGGUGGCAUUUGUGAGAAAUAUAAAACAUAUACAGAGACCGUGGGAGGUCAAUAUCAAAGCACAAAACGUUCUCUGAAUACGGGAAUUAUAACGUUUGUUAACUACAAUAGUCGUGUUCCGCCCAAGGUAUCACAAUUGACUUUGGCACAUGAAAUCGGGCAUAAUUUUGGAUCACCGGUAAGUGAAAAAGAAUUUGAACUAAAACAGAACUAA